Messenger RNA from Antrostomus carolinensis (chuck-will's-widow), 799 nucleotides. It is a transcript of the gene RPP30, whose product is annotated as ribonuclease P/MRP subunit p30. The record is from RefSeq and is a predicted model, not a curated record. The transcript is spliced from 7 exons. Gene Ontology annotation, biological process: tRNA processing. The coding region runs from base 1 to 486 and encodes 161 amino acids. Gene Ontology annotation, cellular component: nucleolar ribonuclease P complex. Gene Ontology annotation, molecular function: RNA binding. Lineage: Eukaryota; Metazoa; Chordata; Aves; Caprimulgiformes; Caprimulgidae.
AUGUCAGAUAAGAACAAAGCGAUUGCUUGCACAACUCUGGAUGUGGAUCUGGUGUGCAUAAAUGUGACAGAAAAGCUGCCAUUCUACUUCCGAAGGCCCCCUGUGAAUAUGGCAAUAGAUCGAGGCAUUUACUUUGAACUUCUUUACACGCCUGCCAUCAAAGACUCCACAAUGAGAAGAUACACAAUUUCAAAUGCGAUCAGCCUGAUGCAGAUCUGCAAAGGAAAGAACAUUGUUAUAUCUAGUGCAGCUGAAAGGCCUUUAGAACUACGGGGUCCUUACGACGUGGCUAAUCUAGGUUUGCUGUUUGGCCUAUCGGAAAGUGAAGCCAAGGCAGCUGUGUCUACCAACUGCAGAGCUACCAUGCUCCAUGGAGAAACUCGGAAGAGUGCCUGUGGGGUAGUGUACACAGUGAAGAAGCCUCGCAAGGUUGAGGAGGAAGAGACAACACUGCCAGCCUGCAAAAAAGCUAAAACUCAAGCUUGAGGACUGAACCAGUUGUCAACAGGAGCCUUCAUCCCAUCUUUACUCAGGGUUGAGUCUUCCCCACCCUCCAACCAGCCCAGUUCUUCUCUUACUACUUUAUUUAGCCUGGAGAAGAAUUACUCUUCUGGUGUUCAAGUGAGGAAAGCUGUGGGAAUGAGACUGCUGAAUCGUAGUUCACCACAUCUGAAAGGUCAUGCUGGGUUUCUGGCCGAGGUCAGAAGGCUGUCUGUCCACCCUGUCUUAGGUCUUCUGGAGUUAGUGCAAACUCAACACAUUCUAACAUAUGGAAAUUUUCAGUUGUACAAGAGCAUUC